GUUCUGUUUUUUAAUUGUCGGUACAGGAAAGUUUUAAGAUAAUUUUGUCUCGUUUAUGCCUAUUUUGUUUAUGUAAUUGUUGAUGGUGGUAUGGUUUGUGUUCUUGUUCAGUUUCUUCAGUUUCUGUCCAGUUUUAGGAAUAUUUAUUUCCCCACAAAUAAUAGAGUUGUUCACCCACUUUACAUCAUUAUUUGUGUUUCGAGGGCCUAAAAUUGCCUAUUUCCCCCCCCCCCCCCAGUAGUACCAAAGAUACUUCUAUCCUAUAAUUACCCUAAAAGGGCGAAGAUAAUGAGAUAAUUAGUGCCAUCCAAAACUAUAUAUAUAUAAGCAGUAGAAAGAACUGGAGACCUGGAAAGUUCUACGUUAUGACGUCACAGCGAGGUUGGGCUCGAAUCCCUUUGCGGGCGGGGCUUCCUGUUCCCCUCCACGCAUGCGCAAGGAUAGUCUUCCUGUGCCAGUCGCCAACUUUCAAAGAGAUAUUUCAACAUUCCACUGGCAUACCAAUGGGCGAGCGAGUUCUGUGAAAUGGUAACCCCAUGCGGCAAUGGUCCUGCAGUCAUGGGCACGCUAGCAGCACCAAAGUCUCCUCAGGAGAACAUGGAAAUCUACCGCCUGGUGGCCAGCUUCUCACAGGACAAUCAGAUGGAGCGAGAGGUUUGGCUUGGAUGGAACAGCAUGAAUCCAUUCAUGUGGGAAAACGGAGCACCAGCAUACCCUCACGGCUUUUCAGCUUUUGACAGUGGCGGACAAGCAGGUGCUAACGGCUGGCCUGUGAACACCAGGAACCCCUUCGGGAUGCCGCCAGGUUUUGCCCCUGUCAUGCGCCGUGAGCUCGGCACCAUUCCUGGACGUCAAGGACCAAACCGCAGGAUGAUCCCAGCAUCGCAAGGACCGGUGUGGCAAGUCGCCGAGCUGACAGGACCCACACAUGCUUUCGUCUGUGAAGUUCCAGCCGGUCAGACGAUAGUUGGGCAACAGCAGCCGACCAAUCCGAACUUUCCCAACCAGCCGAACCAGCCUUUUGGACCUAACCAACCAAAUAACCCCAACCAGCCGUUUGGACCCAAUCAACCGAACAAUCCAAACCAGCCCAAUCAGCCAUUUGCUCCUAACCAACCAACUACCCCUAACCGGCCCAACCAACCAUUUACUCCUAACCAACCAAAUAACCCAAACCAGCCAAACACACCCAACACUCCAAACAGACCCAACCAACCAAACCAACCACGUCUAUUCCAAUAGACUCUUCUUCAGCUACGACGACCAAUCCAGCUCUAAAGUGGGAAAAUUCAUAGAGAUCAUAACUUUAGAGAGAUAUCACUCAAAGAAAACAGAGGUUAUCCAAUACAUGGCACUUCCGCAUUCUGGGCAUCAACUGUGCCAAUGCGUGUAGCAUCCACAUGUUGAUAGUCUUUAGAGUAAUUUAGAAAUUUCAUAACAACUUUGGCCAACUUCAAAACCUUCAUUCCUUGAUACCAUUUAUUCAAACCGGCACGCCCUCAAUUUCAAACUGUUUACAUUCUGCUAAACUCUUAAGACACAUGCCUUGUAACCUCCAGAACCAUUGAAGGUGUUUUGAAAAGUCCUUUGCACCAUGGUAGUGCCAUGGAAUUGUUGUAAAAUUAUCUGUCAGCUGCAUUCCAUCAUGUAACAAUUUUUUUUUCAAUUAAUACAAAUCAAAAGUACCAUGGUUUAACUAGGCCAACUAAAAACAUGACCCAAAUUCCUCUCUUGCGGCAUCGAUAAGUGUUUCUUCGUUACAUCGAGAACCCCUAGAACCGUUAAGAUGUUGUGUAAAUACUUGAUAAACAUUUAACUGAUUGAUUAUAAUGAUAAGAAUAAUAAUAAAGAAAGAUUGUAUUGUUUA
Strongylocentrotus purpuratus (purple sea urchin) is the source of this 1867-nucleotide messenger RNA. RefSeq names its product 41 kDa spicule matrix protein (gene SM22). Bases 526 to 1242 code for a protein of 238 amino acids. NCBI's taxonomy places the organism in Eukaryota, Metazoa, Echinodermata, Echinoidea, Camarodonta, Strongylocentrotidae. The record is from RefSeq and is a predicted model, not a curated record. The transcript has 2 exons.